Daldinia childiae is the source of this 960-nucleotide messenger RNA. Its product is annotated as Vegetative incompatibility protein HET-E-1. NCBI's taxonomy places the organism in Eukaryota, Fungi, Ascomycota, Sordariomycetes, Xylariales, Hypoxylaceae. The record is from RefSeq and is a predicted model, not a curated record. The transcript has 3 exons. Bases 1 to 960 code for a protein of 319 amino acids.
AUGCGUCUUCUCAAUGUGCAUACGAUGCAAUUGGAGGAUAUUUUCGACAUGGAAGACGCUUCUGGUUACGCUAUACUCUCGCAUACGUGGGGUGAGGAUGAAGUGUCAUUUCAGACUUUACACAGCAAAGAGACCAAGUUUACAUCUGGCUAUCGAAAGAUCGAAUGUUUCUGCCGUCAAGCUAUCAAGGACGGGUUCGACUAUGCUUGGAUCGAUACUUGCUGCAUAGAUAAAAAAGAUCCAACAGAACUUUCAGAGGCAAUCAAUUUAAUGUUCCGGUGGUACCAAGAAUCAUCUGUUUGCUACGUCUAUCUAGCUGACGUCGAAGCCGAUGAAAGGGGUUACGUUGGGAGUUCCGUGCUGGGAAAAAGUCGCUGGUGGACUAGAGGCUGGACGCUCCAAGAGUUACUUGCCCCCAAGCGCGUCAUUUUCUUUGAUCGAAAUUGGCAUGCCUUUGGCACUUUCAGGUGCUACGACAUGGCAUUGCAUCUACCUGACAUUAUUGAAAUGCUGCCUUCCAUAACGCACAUAAAUAAGGAGGUCCUAUAUUAUAGAGAUCAAAUAAAAGAUAUAACUGCAGCUGAAAAGCUAUCAUGGGCAUCCCGCCGCCAGACCACAAGAAAGGAAGACAUGGCAUACUGCUUAUUAGGUAUACUCGAUGUCAAUAUGCCACUCCUAUAUGGAGAGGGUAACAGGGCAUUUAUUCGUCUUCAAGAAGAAUAUAUCAAACAGCACAACGAUCCUAGCUUGUUUAUAUGGGGUUUUGGAAUACCUUGCACCGAUAUAUUUCAAGCCCGUAUGGCCGAGUUCCCGUUGGCACCGUCUCCCUCGCUCUUCGCAGGCUUCAAUUUUCUCCCUAGAAGAUUUGAGAGGAACAAGAUAACGUACAGCUUGCCCUCUUCGGAUUCGAUCACGAUUUCUACAGCCGUUAUCGGAAACCCCCUAAGCUCUCACUACUGA